Phyllostomus discolor (pale spear-nosed bat) is the source of this 7713-nucleotide messenger RNA. RefSeq names its product crystallin beta-gamma domain containing 1 (gene CRYBG1). The transcript has 21 exons. NCBI's taxonomy places the organism in Eukaryota, Metazoa, Chordata, Mammalia, Chiroptera, Phyllostomidae. Bases 144 to 6212 code for a protein of 2022 amino acids. The record is from RefSeq and is a predicted model, not a curated record.
CUGCUGAGUUAAACUGGGGAGGCUGGAAGGAAGCUAGACGGGGCUACUCUGAGAACGGCUGAUGCUGGUAAUGCCUGCCCAGCUACCUUGGACUCCUCAUUUUCUCUGGGUGUUUCUCUAGGAAGCAAAAAAGAAGCAACACCAUGUCCAGAGCACAACCACCAGAAGAGAACAAAAGGAAGCCAGUUUUGGGGAAACUUGGCAAUCUGUUCACGGCAGGAAGGAGAAGGAACACCAGAAACGGGUUAGAGAGUCCCACCCGCUCAAAUGCCAAACCAGCCUCUCCCAAAGAUGUAACCUCCCCCCAACUCCCUGAAAGAGAAGAUGAGAAGAAGAAAUCUCAGGGCAGCCAACCAGAGCAAACCGACGAGCGCCAGGACGGCUUCCCCCAGGAGAAGCCCCAGGAGCCAGAAGGCGAGCCCUCCGAUACCUGUGUCCAAGUAGCCCGCCCUGUCGCCGAGCUGUCACCUUGCUCGAGCAGCAAUGCAGCGGCGGCUGUGCAACUGUGCCGUGAAAGUGAAUCACCGCAACUAGAACCUGUGGCCUCAGCUGGAGAGCCCUUCCCAGAUGCCAUCGCCGCUGCCAAGCAGCUGCAUUCCUCACUGGAGAGUUGCCCCAGGCAAGAGAACGCAGAGACGCUAGCCCGCAUUCCCGGGGAGGACGCUUCGUUCUGCGCUGCUCCAGAACGGGAGCCAGCCCAGGGUGCAGGGGGUGUGCUGGGGUCACCUACUGGGGAGAGACCUGAGAGCGGUGCCGAAGGAGGCUCUCUGGGCCCCCAAGACACGCAAGGCCAGUCCCCAGGGAACGCAGUUGCUCCGCCAGGUGAGCCUUCUGCCGAGGGCUCAGAGACCUGGGCCGGCUCCGCACAAGCGAACGACAGAGCCGGGCCCAGAGGACUAGAGUGCCGGCCGGGCGAGCGUGCCCAUCCAGCCAAAGUGUUAACUUUGGACAUCUUCUUGAGUAAGACUGAGGUGGCGCAGGUGGACGAGCCGGUGGUCAUUACUCCCGGGGCAGACGAUUGCAGCGACCACGACGACAUGGAUAAGAGGGCCGGCGGCCGCAGAUCGGGGCGGCGGAGGAAGUCGCAGAAAUCCGGCGACUCGCCGGGCUCGGACACGGCCCCGCCAGACAGUGCGGCGCGAGACGACGCGGUGUUCGACUACGAGGUGGCGCCAAACGCCGCCACGGAGAACGGCUCUGCGGAAAAGAAAGUGAAAUCUCCGCGAGCUGCCCGGGACGCGAGUCCGGAGUCCAAGACCGGCCCCGGAUCCAAAGGGCAGCCCCGAGGGGAGUCGGACCGCAGCAAACAGCCUCUGCCGGCCACGUCCCCCACCAAAAAGAGGGGCAAGAGCCGCAUCUCCGAAGCUGUGCCCAUCCCGCCGGCUGCAGGCCCAAGGACUCCUGCCAAGGAGUCCCCGCCCAAGAGGUCCCCGGCGCCCGACUCCAGCCCCGCCGCCAAGGCUGCGGCGGCGGAGAACGGGGAGGAGGCGUCCCGGGUCGUCCCCCGCGAGCUCACGGUCAAGAGCAGCUCUCUGCUGCCCGAGAUCAAGCCGGAGCACAAGCGGGGACCGCUCCCCAACCACUUCGACAGCCGGGGAGAAGGAAGUCGGGGCAAAGAGCUGGGCAGAUGGUCCGGAGUUGCCGACGCGGACGGCUCGAAGCCCAGGAACCACUUCGGGGUGGACAGGUCGACGGUGACCACCAAAGUAACCCUCCCUGCCAAGCCCAAACACGUGGAACUAAAUUUUAAAAACCCCAAGAAUCUUGACAGUUUGGGAAAUGAGCAUAAUCCAUUCAGCCAGCCUGUUCACAAAGGAAACACUGCCACCAAAAUCUCCUUAUUCGAAAACAAACGGGCAAAUAGUAGCCCAAGACACACUGAUAUUCGAGGCACAAGGAGCACCCUUGCCUCUAACAAGACAUUUGUCGGGAGGGCGAAGCUGAAUUUAGCCAAAAAAGGCAAGGAGAUGGACCAACCUGAAAAAAAAGUAAUGCCAAAUCGUCACCAGAAUGGUGUCGUGGGGAAGGAAACCUCUGCAGAAACCAAAGUUAUUCUCCCUGAAGAGGAGAUGCUCCCAGCUACCGGCAGCCCCGGGAUAAGAGGCAUGGAAGGUGAGCCUACUCAGGAUCCAGCUGCUCGUUCUGAGCUUAAACAGGGUGACCAGGCAGAUGUUCACAUAGAUGCUGGCUGCCCAUCUGAACCAGAGGCUGCUGCUCUGAUUUCUGUCCAGGACCACAAGCUCUUAGGAGAGGGCGACUCAAAGGCUGCUGACAGCAAAAGACUUGUCCUUGAGAAUAUGACUGAAACAGCACAAGACAUUCCUGCCAUUCUUGAUGCCAGAGAUUCACCAGCAGCUGCACCAAGGCCACAGGAUACACCUUCUGACUCACAGCCCCCCGCUGAGUCAUGUAAGCAGCCUUGCUCACUGCCUGUGCCCGUUCCUGUGGCUGUUCCCAAAGACACAUGUGCUGCAGCUCCCAUCAGCAACUUCCCAUGCACUGAUCUAAAAGUGUCAGAAAACCAUAGUGGAGGUGUUUUGCCUGAGUCUCUUCCAGAUCAUGAGAAAAUGCCCCCCUCCACACUUGGAGGAGAGGGAGAAGCAACCCCUCCUUUGUCCACAGAGCACAGCCCAGAAGUUGUGGGAAUUGAGAGCCCGUCCAAGGUCCUCGUCCAGGUCAGGUCCUUUGUUCUUCCCGUGGAGAGCACCCAGGAUGUGAGCUCCCACAUCAUCUCCGAUAGCACUGAAGUUAGAGAAGUGCAGUUGCCAAGUUGUCACAAUAAUGAACUUGAAGUGGUUUCCGUUGCAAGCUGUGCUCCCCAGAAAGAGGAAGUCCUGGGCAAUAAGAGCACACCACCCAAACACAUUCAUUGCGAAGAGGAACACGUAGCAAAAUCUGGCCCACCAGUCAUGCCGCUGGAAUCAGAGAAAACUCUGUCUAUCCAGGUUCCAAGUCAGGAGAACAGAACACCCCUGGUGGUUGGUUCCAGUCCCACUCACUCCCCUGCCAGCAGAGAUCAUUUAGAGACUCCUCAAAGGCCAGAUCAAAAUGUUGUGAAUGGCCAGAGCAGCCCUGCCUGUGUCUUGAACGUUUCUGCUGGUAGUGAUGAUAGUGUAUUUGAUUCUUCUUCAGAUAUGGAAAAAUUCACUGAAAUUAUCAAAAACAUGGACAGCACAGUUUGUGUGCCUCAGAAAAAAAAGAAAGCCAGAGUGCCAAACUCUCCUACCCCUCACUUUUUCAUGCCUCCUAUUCAUGAGGACAAUUUGGAAAAGGUGUUUGAUCCCAACGUGUUUACCUUUGGUUUGGGGAAGAAGAAGGGUAGCCAGCCAGAAAUGUCACCAGCCUUACAGCUGAUGCAGAAUCUAGACACAAAAUCCACACUGAGGCCCAAACGUACGUCCACCGAGCAGAGUAUCCUCUUCAAGUCCUCACAGGCUCACACUAAUGGGAAAGAUACCCCUCUGGCGACUCCAGAAAUAAAUGACAAAGAGAACAGGGAUGUCACAAAUGGCGGAGUGAAGAGAUCCAGGCUAGAAAAAAGUGCACUUUUCUCAAGCAUGCUGUCUUCUUUACCACAAGACAAAAUCUUUUCUCCCUCGGUAACAUCAGUCAGUACCAUGACCACAACUUUCAGCUCUUCUCAGAACACUUCUCUUUCUCGGUCUUCUGCGUCACAGCCCGUCGCCGAGGGUGCCCCACCCUGCACUGCAGAUAGAGAACAGCCACACCUUCCGCCCAACAGCUUCCUAAAGGUCUUCAAUUUCGACUCGUCAAAUGCAUCUCAUUCAGGUUUGAAAAGUCCAAGCUACAUGGAAAAAUACCUGCAGAAAGAGGAAACCCAAAAAGACCUGGAUUCACGAAGCAACCUACACUUGCCAGAAACUAAGUUUUCUGAGUUUUCAAAACUGAAGAACAGUGAAGAUCCGGAAAAAGCGAACCACGUUGAAAGCACUCUUACAUCAAGCUUGCCGAACUAUGGGAACAGUGACACCGACUUCAUGGGUCUUUUCAAGUCCAGAAGGUUUGACUCAAACCUUUCUUUCCCUGGAAUGUCAUUAUCAGAUCCAACAAUGCUUAGAGGAGGUGUCCAAAGUAAAAUCAAUCCCCGACCUGGAAAGGUAGUAAUCUACAGUCAGCCGGAUGUCUCCGAGGAGUGUAUCGAGGUCUUCAGCGAUGCCGAGGACUGCAGCUCGUGGAGCCUCUCGCCCGUGGUCCUCCUGAAAGUCGUCCGAGGAUGUUGGAUUUUGUACGAGAAACCAAAUUUUGAGGGGCAUUCCAUCCCCUUAGAAGAAGGAGAAUUGGAACUUACUGCUCUCUGGGGGACAGAAGAUAUUUUGGAAAGAAAAGAGGAGGAAGAAUCUGCUAAGCCUGUGGUGAUUGGUUCAUUGAGACAUGUAGUCAAGGAUUACAGAGUUAGUCAUAUUGACUUAUUUACGGAGCCAGAAGGGCUAGGAGUCCUGAACUCCUACUUUGAUGACACUGAAGAAAUGCAGGGGUUUGGGAUAAUGCAGAAGACAUCUUCCAUGAAAGUGCACUGGGGCACAUGGCUGGUUUAUGAAGAGCCUGGGUUUCAGGGUGUCCCCUUUAUCCUGGAACCUGGCGAGUACCCUGACUUGUCCUUCUGGAACACGGACGUCGCAUUCAUUGGAUCCAUGCGGCCUCUGAAAAUGGGUGGCCGUAAAGUUGAAUUCCCUUCAGAUCCAAAGGUAGUUAUUUAUGAAAAGCCUUUCUUUGAGGGAAAAUGUAUGGAAUUAGAAAUGGAAAUGUGUAGUUUUAUCGCGGAAGGGAGUGAAACGGCAGAGACUGCUGACGAGCCUGCGCCACUCGCCUCGGUGGGGUCCUUGAAGGUGCUCCGCGGCAUCUGGGUUGCCUAUGAAAAGCCUGGAUUCGCCGGCCAUCAGUAUUUGCUUGAAGAAGGAGAGUACAAGGACUGGAAAGACUGGGGCGGUUACAGCGGGGACCUCCAGUCUUUGCGACCUAUAUUAGGUGAUUUUUCCAAUGCUCACAUGAUAAUGUACAGUGAGAAGAACUUAGGAUCCAAAGGUUCCAGUAUUGACAUAUUAGGAAUUGUUGCCAAUUUAAAGGAGACCGGAUACGGAGUGAAGACACAGUCCAUUAAUGUGCUGAGUGGAGUGUGGGUAGCCUAUGAAAACCCUGACUUCACAGGAGAGCAGUAUAUACUAGACAAAGGCAUUUACACCAGUUUCGAGGACUGGGGAGGGAAAAAUUGUAAGAUCUCUUCUGUUCAGCCCAUAUGUUUGGAUGCUUUCACGGGCCCAAGGAGACGAAAUCAGAUUCACUUGUUUUCGGAACCCCAGUUUCAAGGUCAGAGUCAAAGUUUUGAAGAAACAACAAGUCAAAUUGAUGAUUCAUUUACUACCAAGUCUUGCAGAGUUUUGGGAGGCAGCUGGGUUGCAUAUGAUGGAGAAAAUUUCUCUGGUAACCAGUAUGUGCUGGAAGAAGGCCACUAUCCAUGUCUCUCUGCAAUGGGAUGUUUGCCUGGAACAACUGUGAAGUGUCUUCGUUUUAUAGAUGUUGAAUUGUCUGAGCCGACCAUUAUUCUUUUCGAAAGAGAAGACUUCAAAGGAAAAAAGAUGGAACUUAGCUCAGAAACAGUGAACCUCCGAUCCCUAGGAUUCAACACGCAGAUCCGCUCCAUUCAGGUGCUAGGUGGCAUAUGGGUGACUUAUGAGUAUGCCAGCUACAGGGGUCGGCAGUUCCUGCUGUCACCAGCGGAAGUACCUAACUGGUACGAGUUCAGUGGCUGUCGCCAAAUAGGUUCUCUACGACCUUUUAAUCAGAAACGAAUUUACUUCCGACUUCGAAACAAAGCAACAGGGUUAUUCAUGUCAACCAAUGGAAACUUGGAGGAUCUGAAGCUUCUCAGAAUACAGGUCAUGGAGGACGUGGGUGCUGAUGAUCAGAUUUGGAUUUAUCAAGAAGGAUGCAUCAAAUGCAGGAUAGCGGAAGACUGCUGCCUGACCAUCGUGGGGAGCCUCGUCACCUCGGGCUCCAAGCUGGGCCUGGCGCUUGACCAGAACGCCGACAGUCAGUUCUGGAGCAUGAAGUCGGACGGCAGGAUCUACAGCAAGUUGAAGCCAAAUUUAGUUUUAGAUGUCAAAGGGGGUGCACAGUAUGAUCAAAAUCACAUUAUCCUCAACACCGCCAGCAAAGAGAAGUUAACCCAAGUGUGGGAGGCCAUGGUCCUGUGAACCCGAGGGAGGACGCAGGAGGAGCGUCUUUGGAGGACUGGCAGCUCUGGAAGAACCGAGAGGAAAGCGGGUGCACACCCUCAGCAGCUCUACACUCCGAACCACACGGCGGCCGGACCAUCCGGCCGGGACGGUCGUCUCGCCUCAUCAGAAGGCUCUAGCAGUUCUAAACCGAUGGCCUGACCUGUUCUUCCUUCAUGUCUUGCCUUUCAUUUCCUUUCAGCAGCUGCUUCAGCAGGUUGCCUCAUUAGCAGCUUUUGGGUGGUUUGAAAAAAUAUCUCAAGACUUUAAGACUACAUACAUUUUAAAUGAUUUCCAAAGAUAGUGGGAGAGAACAGGAACAAAUUUUCUGACUUUGUGGACCUACAAAUCCCUUACACUUUAAAGGGAAGUAUAAAAGCUUAAGUUUGUAAGGUAGAAACUGUUUAGCACCCGAGAAGAAAUUAUAUAUUAGGCCUAUAGUUUUGGUCCUUGACCUUCUGUUUUCUGAAUCAUUAAUGAUGCUGUAUAGCAAACUGGGGAAUUAUAUUCAGGCAUAUUUUAUGGAACUGAAUGAGUAUAAACAAAAAAACUUGUUAAUAUUAAUUAUUAGUAGAUUUAAAAUUUCAUGUCCAUGUCUGCUUACACUUAAUAGCAGGAUUUGAAUUAUUUUAACUCACCCAUGGGGUGCCCCAGAAUGUCCCAAGAAUGUUUCAUGCUUUUCUUGCAAAUGCUACUGGAACAGCAUCAUCAUGACCUAAUUUAUUAGCCCAUCCUCACUCAUCUGUAACUAGUUCUAAAGCAGUCUUAUGCAAUCCUUUGCUAAACUCAGGUCUCUCAGCCCAAUUUCCUGUGCACUAUGCAGGAGGUCUGCCUGGGGCUCCCUUGCCUGGAAACUUCCACAGCCAUGCUCUGGGGACAGCCUCGGGGCUCAGGGUCUGGCGGCCUCAGUGGUCGCUCACUCUGGGUAGCUGAGACCAGAGUGGGGAAGGCUCAGGAGGAGAAGCAGCAAUGCUCUUCUGAAAGUGAAGGGAAGGAGGCUGUGAGUGAUGCUUGUUGGUCAAAUCUUAGAACUCUGAAAACCCUACAACCCAGCAAGCAUUUCAAUGAAAACAAAACGUUUAACUGCUGACAGCAUGCUGCCCAGAUCAUUCGGUGCUAUUCAACCAGUGCGCACUCUUUUUUGGGCAAAACUGCUAAAACAGUCCUUGAAAACACUCUUCCUCUUUCAGUUCUGAUCUAGUUGUCCUUGUCACUAAAUGCUGGUGCUCUUGUCACAUGAAGAACAAACGUUAUUUCCUUUUUAUCUGUUCCAGUGUUUCCAAUUCUAAAAUGUCGAUCCUCUCUUGAGGCUGUGGUAAGCAAUAUGGUCAUCAGAGUAGUAUCUUCAGUUUUAAAAUAACGUUUGUACAUGUCCAGCAGCAGCUGAUGUGUCUGUCUUGUUCUUGGAUGUGCAGCUCAUCACCGUGUGGUGGGGCGACCAUUCGACAGUGCCCUCUGUUGGAUGAAGCUCUUCAAUAAA